CUUUGAAACAAACUAGGAGUAAAUUUAUCCAUCACAAUUCACAAAUCACAAUAAUACUCCUCAUAAAAAGUAGUUUGUCUUUUGUCAGCAAAAUCUGUAUACGAUUGAUUGAAGCACAUCACCUCUCUCUCCGACUCUCCCCUCAUCUCAACCUUCUUCUUUCAGGACGUGUCAGCCUUCACAGUAAGUAUGGAAGCAAGCAGACCCCAAAAUGGAAUUCAACUUUUGCUGUCUGCAGAGCAAGAAGCCCAACACAUUGUUAACACAGCCAAAAAUGCCAAGAUGGCUAGACUAAGACAAGCAAAGGAAGAGGCUGAGAAAGAAAUUGCUGAGUUUCGUGCACAAAUGGAAGCCGAAUACCAGAGAAAAUUGGCGGAGAGUACCGGUGACUCGGGUGCUAAUGUGAAGCGCCUUGAAAAAGAAACUGAUGCUAAAAUUGAACAGCUGAAAGCACAGUCUUCCAGUAUAUCUCCCGAAGUUGUUCAGAUGCUGCUCAAGUAUGUCACAACUGUGAAGAACUGAUUUUUUUUCUGUUUUUCUAAGAACUUUUAGGUGGGUUUUAGUGCCCAGCGAAAUUUCUUUUCUUGGUUUCCAUCUUCGGUGGAACGCCUCCUCUGCUUGAGACACUGAGAUGGUUGGUUCCAUUUUGUAAUUGAUUGUAUUUUUUUUUCUCGAGUACUGGUUUGCCUCAUUACUGUGUAAAAUUGCUGGUCACAUAUUUGUUGAACGGAUAAAUUCUUAUUUGAAAUAAAUGCCUGGAAUCGAGAUGAUGCUUUAGUUUGA
This is a messenger RNA of Chenopodium quinoa (quinoa), 783 nucleotides long. RefSeq names its product V-type proton ATPase subunit G 1-like. The coding region runs from base 190 to 522 and encodes 110 amino acids. Lineage: Eukaryota; Viridiplantae; Streptophyta; Magnoliopsida; Caryophyllales; Amaranthaceae. Gene Ontology annotation, cellular component: vacuolar proton-transporting V-type ATPase complex. The transcript has 4 exons. Gene Ontology annotation, biological process: proton transmembrane transport. The record is from RefSeq and is a predicted model, not a curated record. Gene Ontology annotation, molecular function: proton-transporting ATPase activity, rotational mechanism.